AUGUCGAUGUUGAAGAAUGUUUCUCAAAGACCCUCCUUCAGUUCCAGGUAUUUUUCGAGAAAUCUCUCAUCAAUUGAACCCAAUCCCUCGCUUCACAUUCCAUUAGGGUUUCAUCGAUUCGAUAUGGGAAUGUUGAUGUUGAAGAAUGUUGGUCGACGACCCCCCUCCAGUUCCAGGUAUUUUUCGAGGACUCUCUCAUCAAUCGAACCCAUUCCCAAAAGCCAUCUGGAAAUUGAGAGAAAGCUGCCUCUUUUGCUUCGCUUACAUGGAAACAACAUUGAGGUAGACGUCGGGUUUAGGCGUAACUAUUUCUCUCUGCUUUCCUGGGACGACAAAUCACUAUCCACACAACAACUCCACUUGCCAUUUCCUACGAUUAGUGACGUGAGCUAUUGUGAUGGCGUGGUGUGCCUCCACGCUGGGUUUAUUGACGAUAGAGUUGCCCUUUGGAACCCGUCGACUAACGAAUUCAAGUUCCUUCCUAAGACCAGCAUCAAACUCCAUCCAGAUGCUAAUUAUCUCAUGUUUAAACGUCCCAUGAUUGGGUUCGAUAGUAAUUCUCAAGAUCUUAAAGUACUGAGGUUCGUGAGAACCUUUUUUCCUGAAGAAGAUUAUUGUAUGCCCAUUACGCGACAGUUGGAGUUGUACUCCCUAAAGUCCGAUUCUUGGGAGGAAUUGCCUUAUAACCUUUCUUCUGAUUGUAAACAGAUUUCUGUCCUUGAUCUUCCGGAUUCGGCUAACCGUGCUGCGAAAUUUUAUAGACUGCGUCUUGCCGAGCGGGAUGGGUUGCUUGCCACUUUUAUCUACCCGAAAUAUGGAGAGGAAAAAACUUUUGAAUUGUGGGUGAGAAGUCAUGAUGGUUCGUGGGAGUGGAUAUCCACCUUUUGUGUUCCUGGUGUUGAUAAGCCAUUAGGGUUCUGGACAAAAGAUUAUCUGCUUUUUCGAGGCAAAGGUGAAUAUCUAAUCCUUUAUCACAUUGUCACUCAAGAGGUUAAGUGUCUUAAUAUCUCUGAUGAUCUUCCUUGUCUGGAGUUUGUUCCUUGUGUGGAGAGUGGAUUUCAGCUUGUUGGGAAAUCAGAGUUUGAAAACAAAGAGGUAUAG
Striga asiatica is the source of this 1101-nucleotide messenger RNA. The record is from the annotation of a GenBank genome assembly. NCBI's taxonomy places the organism in Eukaryota, Viridiplantae, Streptophyta, Magnoliopsida, Lamiales, Orobanchaceae.